ACUACACUUGACUACAUGCCACACCAUUCUACAAAAUACCACCAGUAGCCUAUCCAACAGAACUGAACAGCACUGGAUAUACUGAGACUUCACAUGGACCGGGACAUCACACUGGUAGUGGCUUUCUAAGGACAGCCCAUCCAGACAGGAAAAUGAAAAAACCUGCACUUAUACAUUAUUGAAGGACAGAAGUGCCUUCACAGAUAUCAUGACUCCUGGAGACUUUCUGGAAAAGUAUUAUAAUAAUUAAUGUCUCCUCUCUUGAAAGCUAUGGAUUGAGAAGUUGGCUCGGAGUGAGACAUAUUUCACAUUUAGUUCAAAGACAUUUGGUGGCAGGUCGUUUUUACACUCCAACUUUGAGAGGAUAAAUAUGUGAAACCACUCAGCUCUUCUCUGCUAUGCCUUUGAAAAAGUCACAGGGCAUCAAGAGGGACAGAGACAAACUACACCACGAUGGUGCUGUUCUUAGUUUCAGCAGCUCUUAUUACAAACAGUUCUUCUCAUGGAAACCUGACCACAGAGUCUCCAGCUCCUCAGGGCUCACAUGUGUUAGCCUCAGGCCUCGUCACCUCUCUCUUGCUCGUCAUCUUUCUUCUCCUCAUUGCCUAUAUUCUGAGGUUUAGAGAGCAAAGGAAGGAUCUUGUUGCAUCAGUUGACAAGAAGUUGCCAAAUGGCUUUUUGGAAGAUCAAGAACAAACAGUGGUGCUCCUCCCAAGAUCACCCUCUCCAUCAAAGCGUUAUUUCCCCAUGCCGCUUGACUUUCUGGAGGAAGAAUUUCGCCUACGCAUGGCAGAUGACAGCAAACUCUUCAGAGAAGAAUUUAAUUCUUUGCCUUGUGGUUUUGGCUGUGGUACCUUUGAAGAGGCAAGCAGAGAGGAGAACAGAGAAAAAAACAGAUAUCCCAAUAUUCUCCCCUAUGACCACUCCAGAGUGUUGCUUUCACACAUAGAUGGAUAUAUGGGCUCAGAUUAUAUAAAUGCCUCUUAUAUAGAUGGUUACAGAGAAAAGAACAAAUUUAUUGCAGCUCAAGGUCCAAAGCCAGAGACAGUGGGGGAUUUCUGGAGGAUGCUUUGGGAGCAGAAAUCUACUACAAUAGUCAUGUUGACCAACACAAGAGAAAGAAAAGAGGAAAAGUGCCAUCAGUACUGGCCUGAGCAGGGCUGCUGGAUCUAUGGCUGUGUGAGGGUGGCAAUGGAAGAUGUCACUGUCUUGGUGGACUACACGAUCAGGAAGUUCUUUGUGCAGCACCAUGCUGCUGAUGGUUGGAGACCUCCAAGGUUGGUUACUCAGCUGCAUUUCACCAGUUGGCCUGAUUUUGGUGUACCCCUCUCCCCUAUUGGCAUGCUCAAGUUUCUUAAGAAAGUCAAGAGUGUCAAUCCUGCCCAUGCUGGACCAAUAAUAGUGCAUUGUAGUGCUGGGGUUGGAAGGACCGGGACGUUCAUUGUGAUUGAUGCGAUGAUGGAUAUGAUGCACGCUGAAGGGAGGGUGGACGUGUUCGGCUUCGUAUCCAGAAUACGAAAGCAGCGUUGUCAGCUCAUCCAAACAGAUAUGCAGUAUUCAUUUAUUUACCAGGCACUUUUGGAGCACUACCUGUAUGGUGACACUGAGUUAGACAUUGCCUCACUAGAGGGCCACCUCCAAAAACUCCACAACACACACACACAUAUGGACCGAGUGGGACUGGAGGAAGAAUUCAGAAAACUGACUAAUGUCCGCAUAAUGAAGGAGAACAUGAGAACUGGAAAUCUUCCUGCCAACAUGAGAAAGAACAGAGUACUGCAGAUCAUCCCAUAUGAUUUCAACAGGGUAAUAUUAUCCAUGAGGAGAGGACAAGAAUUCACAGAUUACAUUAAUGCAUCUUUCAUAGAUGGCUACAGGCAGAAGGAUUACUAUAUUGCAACUCAGGCACCAUUGGUUCACACUGUGCAGGACUUCUGGCGCAUGGUUUGGGAAUGGAAGUGCCACUCUAUUGUCAUGCUGACUGAGCUUAAAGAGAGAGAGCAGGAGAAGUGUGUCCGUUACUGGCCAGUGGAGGGCGUUGUUUCAUUUGGAGAGUAUGCACUGGAGCUAAAGAGAGACACACUGUGUGAGACUUUCAGCAUUCGAGACAUGCUGCUUUCAUAUGAGAAGCAGACUCGCUUAAUCAGACAGUUCCACUUCCACGGCUGGCCAGAGAUUGGAAUCCCAUCAGAUGGAAAGGGAAUGAUUGAUAUUAUUGCUGCAGUGCAGAAACAACAGCAGCAAUCUGGAAACAACCCUAUAGUGGUGCAUUGCAGUGCUGGUGCAGGCCGGACCGGAACCUUCGUUGCCCUCAGUAACAUCCUAGAGCGGGUCAAAGCAGAGGGGUUACUAGACGUAUUCCAGACUGUGAAGAGUUUACGCACUCAGAGACCACAUAUGGUCCAAACUGUGGAACAGUAUGACUUCUGCUACAGAGUGGUACAGGAUUUUGUCGACAUCUACUCUGACUAUGCUAAUUUCAAAUGAAUGCCACUUACCAACAAAUAAUUUCUAUUAUAUUUAAACAGAAGGAAAAUAUUACUUAAACUCCAUGCUCUUGACAUUUCCUAUUCUUCUUAUUUGUAUGCAGUAUGGUAAUAUUUUGGAUAUGACCAGAAAUGUGGCUUUACCACAUCAAUUCUUUUGCAUUGUUUUUGUUACAUACUGUAUGUGUCAAUAUUCUGAUAUGCACAGAAAUAUUUUCUUUUUCUUUUUAAUUUGACCAGCAUAUUUUGUGCACAUUAACAUGAUUUACUACAAAAUGAUAUUGAAAAAUUGUUGUUGAUGUUCAUUUCUAUUUCCACGAUUGAAUAACUGUAAGGAAUUACAUUACCAGUACUUGUUCCUUCUAUUUAUCCUGCUGCUUGCUUCCCCGAAAAAUGUAGCAUGAUUAUUUGUGCGUACUUAUAUUAUAAGUUAUUAGGAUACAUCCAAAUUUGAAUUAUAAAGCAAUUCUUGGCCAGAUUCAGAUUUGUAUCAGCCAUGAUAUGUCAUUUGUACCAUAUAAAUGUUCUUCAUCUUUCACCUCAUCUGACAUAUCCUGACGAACCACUUAAUGAAACUUUAGCAGGCUUUAAAGUUUAUGUAGAGUAAUGCUCUUUAUUACUUCAAGCCAAUCAGCCAACCAAGAUAACAAGAUGCAACAGAGAUCCUGUUUGAGAUGCUAUAGGGACCCUUUUAAGUUAAUGGCAGGUUCAUAACAGACUAUAAAUAUGAUAAUACAAGGUCAGAUAUGGAUUAAAACAUAAGACUUUUUUUAAGGAAGUAACAAAUCUUGUAUUGAUAUUUGGUAGUUGCUACAUUUGAAGUCAUUAAUACAUGCUGCAGCAAGAGCAUUGUUUUGUGACACUUUCAUUAAGAGUUACAAUAGUUUUCUUUUAAUACCCCACUUUCUGUCUGCUCAUUUGUAGAAUAAGGUCAAAGAUAAAGUCCUCUGUGCCAUCAAAACCUUGUUCUUUCAACAGGGUGAUAAAUUAUGGAGAGAAAUUGACUUACAUAUAUGCCUUAAUUGUACAACAUUAUUCCUGGUUAACA
Xyrauchen texanus (razorback sucker) is the source of this 3534-nucleotide messenger RNA. Its product is annotated as receptor-type tyrosine-protein phosphatase epsilon-like. Gene Ontology annotation, molecular function: protein tyrosine phosphatase activity. The coding region runs from base 454 to 2487 and encodes 677 amino acids. The record is from RefSeq and is a predicted model, not a curated record. The transcript is spliced from 22 exons. Lineage: Eukaryota; Metazoa; Chordata; Actinopteri; Cypriniformes; Catostomidae. Gene Ontology annotation, biological process: protein dephosphorylation.